AUGCAAUUUUCUAUCUUCUACACAGCCCUAUUCAUGGCUGCCGGCAUUGCCGCCCAGUCUUGUUCGUCGACUAUCACAUACUGCACUGGAGGCGCCUGCUUGUGCUUUGCCGAUGGCAUCACCGAAUCUCUAAACGAAAUGUGCAAAGGCAAGGGGUUCGAGCGUUCUUUGGGGCCUUCGAAAACCACGACUGAGGCAGGAGAGCGCUGCGACACCCAGUGCUGCACUGGUUGA
Molecule: messenger RNA, 234 nt
Organism: Colletotrichum phormii
Lineage: Eukaryota; Fungi; Ascomycota; Sordariomycetes; Glomerellales; Glomerellaceae
Exons: 2
Coding region: 1-234 (77 amino acids)
Source: RefSeq, a predicted model, not a curated record